UACACUUAUAUUUCGUGGCUGUGCCCUUUUUCAAUUCUGAGACACAGGGUGACUGGAAUGGAAUUUCGAGUAUCCCGUUCGUAAAUUGAUAUCGUCAAAAAUUUAGCCCUGUGGUCAGUCCUGCCCAAUACUCGUAGGCAGGACUAAACCCUAUGUUUGGUCCUGCCCAACAAUGGGCAAACGCCUUGUAGCCCUGUUUUUGGUCCUGCCUCACAAUAGAAGAAAACAAUGGCACUCCUGCCCUUCAGAAAUGGCAGGACCUCAGGUCCUGCUCUGUCACGAAGGCAGGACCUAGACUUUGGAGCCCUAUGUUUCGGUAUAAUUUGUUGAUUUUCUGCACCGUGGUCACAGGUCACAAAGAAUUUUCACUCAGGCCAUAGUCAGGCUUAACUAUUUUGAAAUCAUGGAUAAAACUAACUGUAACCGUCAUGAUUCUGCUGUUGAAGAAGUUUUGCUGCUAGAAGCUUCGGCCGUCGUCACUUGAUUUAUACAAGAAUCAAUCGUUUCAAGACGAGUGGUACUUAUGGAAAUAAAAUUGUUUAGAGUCGUUCUGUUGGUCCUAUUUACUGUUAUAGGUCAAGAAUAUCACAGACAUCGCGAGAAACCUGACAUUUAAUAGUUUUCUCUCAGACUGCAGAGAGCAAAGGAAGUCAUAUUCGAAGGCCUAUUAUAAACAGUAGAAAAAGUUAGCAGCCGCUGCCGAGAGAGAAUCUUCGUUUUUUUAUACCAGGAAAGUCGAGAUCGAGGGGAGAUGAAGUGUGCAUGACAGAAAAAAGGCUUGCUUAAAUUUAAUUUCAGCAGUUCGUCCUCCUGCCUUAAACAGGAACUACCAUACAAUUCAGAGGUCCCGAUGAAAAGGACGCUUUGAAAAGGAUGAAAAGGAAAACCAUGGUAAUUACUGGGAGCUUUUGUACUCGGCGACUCAGAUUGUAUUGUACUGGCAAAAUGUCAGGGGUCUCCUUUGAUAUUCAAAACAAAUUGAUUCAAGACCCUAUUUACCGUGCAUCAGACAUAUCCAUGUUGUGACAAAAUAUUUUUACUUUUUUUAAAUAAUUUGAAUCAAUUAUGUUUCCAGUUUGUAUUACAACUGUAUAUGCCUAUCUGUACAAGCAAUUUCUUUUUAGUCAAUGAUUUCAAAAUUUUCAACCAAUGAAAACAUUUUCUAAUGUUACUUAUUUUAGAAAGAACUUUUGUGAUGCUCUUUUGACAAGGAUCCGAACCUUCAUCCCCUUUUUUCCAAAAUGUGGCAGUGAAGAAUGUUUCACUGCAAUCUUGAUUUCAACAUAUCCAGAAGGGCGUUUCCCCCUUUUCCGAGGGUCUCUAGGGCGUGGCUUCACGCGAUUUUUCUGGGGCCGUAGCCCCCAGACCCCCUUUGGGCAGGACCACCUGUUCUUGGUCAGCUUCGCCACUGCACUUGAACGGUAACAUUUGCGUCAUCAACAACUAAGAAUAGGGAUGUGUCAUCAGCAUAAAGCUUAAUUCCACACGUAAUGUUGCUGACUAUAUCACUUAUGUAAAUUAGAAAUAAUAGCAGGCCAAAGACUGAUUCUUGAGCUACCACUGCCAAGUUCGAUUCCCACUUUGAACAAUUCCCACUUAAAGCAAUGUAUGUAGAUGAUGGACUGGUUGAUGCAAAACAGGGUGAAGGUAAGGUAAAUAACUGCUUACAGCAUCUACAGGAGGAGUUUCAAAUUACAUAUUCACCAGCCAUAUAUUUUCUAAGUUUAGAAAUAAAACAUUUGGAUGAUGGAAGAACACUACAUAAGCAGAAUAUUUGAAAAGUUCAAAAUGGAAGAUUGUAAUUGUGUUAGUACUCCAGUUAGUACUCCAAUCUGGCUGUGAGCAGUCUGAAGAUGAGAGUGAUCAUCUCCCAAAUGAGCCCUAUCGUGAAGCUGUUGGUAGCUUGAAUUAUCUUGCUGUGUGUGCCAGACCAGAUAUUGCAUAUGCAGUAAGUUUAGUGUCACAAGUACUGGAUAUGCCAACCAAAAUGCAUUGGAAAAUGGACUGGGGCACCCGAUUCUAACAGAAUAUCCCAAUCGUUAAUGAAGCCUAGCACAAGCGGAUGCUGUCGAGUGCGUUCCUGCAGAUAUUUCGGGAAAGUUUAUGUUGACCUUCGAAGACAUCUCAAGGACCAGCAUACAAUGACCUUAAAAGACCACAGUCAACUGAAAAGACCAACAGCUGAGGAAAUAGUUCAUUCCUACAAGAGCUUGGACUAUAUGAAAUAUAGGGCUGCUGAGAAAUGUCAAGUUGAGUCCUGUAUAGAAAAAGGUGUGCCAAUUCGUGACCUGACAAGGCAUUUGCGUAAAGUUCAUAGCAUGUCAUGUGGCUAUUAUAACAGCAACUAUCCAAAAUUGGAGCACGAAGCCAUUAUUUCCCCAGAGGCAAGCAAAGCAGCCCUUUCAGUUUUUUUGCAAGGAGAGGGGCAAUUCUUGCCAAAGCCUGAUAUUGUUGGACAGUUUGAUGAUCUUCCAGAAAUACCCCUAGAGUGUCCAACCAGCAGUUGGUCUAGUGAUUCUAGGACAGAUGAGCAAUUAAUCGAUGAAGAGAAAUUCUGGUACAUACGUCAGUGGUUGAAAGAAAAACCAUUCAGCUUGGUACACAAUGACACUGAAUACCCAAAGGAAGUAUUCAUCAGUUUUGAAACAGAACCAACUAAGGAAUUUCUUGGAACUGGAGACACUUUUUAUAGUGACAUUGAAAGUGGUUUUAAUGUUGUUACAAUUACAACCAUACAGAAAGAACUGUCUUCGCCCGCUGAAGAAUUUUAUUUUUUUCAGUCUUUCAAAGAUUCUCACAUCAAUUUUAAAUUAUUCGAUAAAAAAGUAUUUGGUUUCAUUUGUAAAUAUUGUAAUUUAAUCCAUACUACUAGGCUUCUCUCCCAUCAACUAUUUGUUGUCUAA
Molecule: messenger RNA, 2903 nt
Organism: Rhopilema esculentum
Lineage: Eukaryota; Metazoa; Cnidaria; Scyphozoa; Rhizostomeae; Rhizostomatidae
Source: RefSeq, a predicted model, not a curated record